ACAAGCUCCGAGCAUUGAUUGCCGCCGUACACAACACUCCCCGCCAUAUCACCUCGACGUCGCCGUUCACACUGAGUUGACCAUACGACAGCCUUCCCGUGAAUUACCACAACAUACACGAUGGCAUCAGGCUACGAUCGCGCGCUCUCAGUCUUCAGUCCGGACGGCCACGUCUUCCAGGUCGAGUAUGCGCUCGAGGCGGUCAAGCGAGGAACAUGCGCCGUCGGUGUCAAGGGCGCUGAACUGGUAGUGCUGGGAUGCGAGAAGAGGUCGGCGAUGAAGCUGCAGGACACACGCAUCACGCCGUCGAAGAUCUGCCUCGUCGACAACCACGUGGCGCUCGCGUUCGCCGGACUCAACGCCGAUGCCCGCAUUCUCGUCGACAAGGCCCGCCUGGAGGCGCAAUCACAUCGUCUCACCGUCGAGGACCCCGUGUCGAUAGAGUACAUCACCAAGUACGUUGCGGGUGUGCAGCAGCGGUACACACAGAGCGGUGGUGUCAGGCCGUUUGGCAUCAGCACGCUCAUCGUUGGCUUCGACCCCAACGACAAGACGCCACGCCUGUACCAGACCGAGCCGUCUGGCAUCUACUCGGCAUGGAAGGCAAACGCCAUUGGGCGAUCGAGCAAGACGGUCCGCGAGUUCCUCGAGCGCAACCACAAGGAGGGCAUGGACCGCGAGGAGACGAUCAAGCUCACGAUCAAGUCCCUGCUGGAGGUGGUGCAGACUGGCGCCAAGAACAUCGAGAUCGCCGUGUCGGCACCGGGCAAGGCGCUCGAGAUGCUGCCGGUGGAGGACAUUGAGAAGUACGUGGAAAACAUCAACACAGAGAAGCAGGAGGAGGCGGCGAGCAGGAGACCUGGGAGGUCUGCGGGCAGCGGCGCGCUGCCCACCCGCCCCACGCCUGCUGAGGGCUCUGGGUCCGGGGCGUAGGGAGGUCACGAUGGACGGCAGCAAAACGAAGCAACGGCGUCUAGGUGGCAGACUCGGACUUAUGAUGAUGAUGAACUCGUGCAUUGCACAUGUUGCUAGUAAACGAAUAGCAUGUUGCUAGUAAAUGAACGGCAUGUUUCUAGGAAAUGAGAGGCAUGUUUCUAGGAAAUGAGAGGCAUGUUGCUAGCAAAUGAAUGGCAUGUUUCUAGGAAUUGAAAGGCAUGUUGCUAGCAAAUGAAUGGCAUACAGCACUCGAUGAACAGCAUACAGCACUCGAUGAACAGCA
This is a messenger RNA of Didymella exigua CBS 183.55, 1219 nucleotides long. Its product is annotated as N-terminal nucleophile aminohydrolase. The coding region runs from base 121 to 933 and encodes 270 amino acids. The transcript has 4 exons. Gene Ontology annotation, cellular component: nucleus; proteasome core complex, alpha-subunit complex; proteasome core complex. Gene Ontology annotation, biological process: ubiquitin-dependent protein catabolic process. Lineage: Eukaryota; Fungi; Ascomycota; Dothideomycetes; Pleosporales; Didymellaceae. The record is from RefSeq and is a predicted model, not a curated record.